AUGGCCUUGACAGUCCGACAUCUCAAUGGCGAUGCUUCGUUUCUGCUCACCUUUGAGCCCCUAACACUCGAACCCAGUUUGAAUGGCGGGCCCUCCCAGAAGCCCUUCCAUAUCCUUCUGGAUCCAUGGAUCACGGGGCCGUCGACCUACGUCCAUUCCAGGAUAUCGAUAACCACCCACCAACACCCGCCCUGCAUAUCGUCACUGCUCGAGCUGCCAGAACCCGACCUGGUUAUUAUCUCGCAGAACAUGAGCGAUCAUUGCAACCAGGCCACAUUAAAGCAACUGCCUGCCACGGGGACCAAGACCAUCAUCCUCGCAGAACCGGCCGCAGCCCGCACGAUACGCAGCUGGAAGUACUUCGAUAGGGGAAAGGUCCGUACGAUACCGAAAUGGGAAGACCCUCGAGUCGCCAGCCGCCAGACUGUUGUGCGGAUGGCCAUCCCGUCCGCGCUCCCUGGUGAGCCGGGGGAGGUGACGGUGGCCUUUAUUCCCCAGCGAAGAGACCUCUCGGGGCUCCACAGUGCGGUCGGCAUCACGUACCGGCCGCCCUCGGCGGUGCUGUCGUCGCAUCUCCGUCAAUCUCGCGCGCCAAGCACUACGUUAUUCACGCCCCCGGCGACCCCUAAGUCCCGUCGAUCCAUGGGCCAUCUACGGACCGCCUCCUCGGACCGGAGGGCGGCGGCGGCAGCAGCGGUGGUAGUAGCACCACCACUACCACCACCACCAGUGCCAAGUCAACCCCCGACGGCCGUGACAAACUUCACGCUGCCGACCCCACCGACCUCUCCCGGUCAAGAGUCCCUGCGUGUGCUCUUCUCGCCGCACGGCAUCGACUACGCGUCGCUACAGAGCUACGUGACGAGCCACCUGAUCUCCGAGGCAGCGCUGCCACUGACGGCGCUGCUGCACUGCUUCGACUCCAUCGACAACCCAUGGUGGCUGGGUGGCAACAUCCUGCUCGGGGCGCCGGCCGGCGCAGAGACGGCCAGCCGCCUCGGCGCGCGCGCCUGGGUCUCCGCCCACGACGGCGACAAGCUCGUCAGUGGCAUCGCCACGGGCUUCCUGCGCACUAGGAAACGCCGCCGCGAGGACGUGCUAGCCCAGCUGCGCGCGUCCGAGGCGCUGAAGAGAGCUACUGUGUUAGCCAGGACGGCGACCCCAAAAGGUGGGGGCGCAGCCACUGAAGUCAUAGCCCUGGACACGGGCGAGGAGGUCGUCGUAACCAACGAGGCGGUCUGGGGGGUGGAUGCCUGGGGAAAACAGGCUGCGGAUAUGGGCGACAGGCCAAGCAGCAGCCAGCAGCAACAGUACCAGGCGCCCCUUUCAGGAGCACAGGGGCUGGCGGUUGUUGCUGCUGCGCGGAGCCUCCCGCCGACUCUGCCGCCGCUGUCGCGGGACAACGGCCAGAGCUUUGCCAUCUUGGAGGAGGUCAUGGCUAGACCCUCCGUGCUGAGCUAA
Lasiosphaeria miniovina is the source of this 1461-nucleotide messenger RNA. RefSeq lists its product as uncharacterized. The record is from RefSeq and is a predicted model, not a curated record. Bases 1 to 1461 code for a protein of 486 amino acids. Lineage: Eukaryota; Fungi; Ascomycota; Sordariomycetes; Sordariales; Lasiosphaeriaceae. The transcript has 2 exons.